GUAGAAUUUCCCCUGGUAUUUUUAUCGCCCUAAACUCGUGUAACUAUCAGCAACAGGUCAUUACCAUCAGGCCAGCUCUGAGCCAGGAUUAAUCUUAUCCAGGUACUGAAGCUGGGCAUCAACGGGUCCAUCCUGAAACACAUCUCUUCCAUCCACCUCCUCCUCCCGCAUGCUCAUCUAGCAUGCUGCCUCUCAGGAUGUUGGGCUUCCUCAUACUCAUGUUUUCCCUGUGUGAUGCAGACCGUUUAUGCCCCAGUGAUAUCAACCCUCUCACCCUGGAUCCCCCUGAGGUUAUAAAAGAAUAUGAAGAGUCAGUGUUCAUAAACUGCACCAGCACAGAGGAGGAUCAUGCGGGGAUGUACUGGACUGUUGGAAACACAAACUCUGCAAUGGAAUAUGACAAUAGUUAUAUCCAAGCGCCACUGUCAAACUGGGAUGUAGCGGCAGAGUGCAAAAUAAAGCUAAAUGACACUCAUGAAUGCAGCAAAGACCUUAAAAUAACUGUAUACAAGAAUCCAGAAAUGGUCAGCCUUUUUCCUACAAGGUAUGUACCUACAGUGGAAAGGACACUGUUCGAACUGCAGUGUGACAUCAUUGAUGUUGCUCCUGUUCAAAACCUCACUGUGAGGUGGUACAAAAACAAUCAAGCCAUCAGGAUAGACUCUUUCACCAACAUAACCAAAACACCAGUAAAUGAGUCUUCUACGCUUGCAGUCAACAUCAGCAGAGAAGAAAACGGAGCUGAGUUUAGAUGUGAGGCCCAGCUGGACUUUGGGUCACAUGGAUCACAACCUGUUACUUCUCACACAUACACUGUUGCUGUGCACUAUGCUCCUGAGCUCAAGAACAAAACGGAAGAUGUCUAUGUGAAUGAAUAUAAUGAUGUCACCCUGAACUGUGAUGCUGAGGGGCACCCUCCUCCUCACUUUCAUUGGACAUGUGAUGGGUUAAAUAUCUUGGAGAACACAAAUAAUCUCAAAAUCACUCGAGUAAUCAGCAGCACAACCUGCAACUGCACAGCUACCAAUAAUCUGGGAAGCAUAAAUAAGCAAAUCCAUGUUCAUGUGAUACCUAGAGGUUGCCCAUUAGUAGUGACGCCUGCUGAAAUGGUGGUGAGAUUUGGAGAUCCAGCUUCAGUUAACUGCAGCACAGAUGCAGAUGUUCAACAAAUGGGCUGGGAAGCACCAGUUGGAGCCACAUCAACUCCAGGUCCUGCUGUCAUCUGGACAGUUGAAAAACUGGAAGACUGGCAGAUAAACCCUUUGUGUGUCAUUAAUCUGAAAGAUACUUACCAGUGUUCUAAGAAUCUAACCAUCACUCUUUAUAAGACUCCAGACAUUGUGUCAGUCUCUGUGUUAUAUGAUGGGCCGAUGGUGGAGGGCACAGAGUACCACUUGAAAUGUGACAUCAUCAAUGUUGCUCCUGUUCAAAACCUCACUGUGAGGUGGUACAAAAACAAUCAAGCCAUCAGGAUAGACUCUUUCACCAACACAACCAAAACACCAGUAAAUGAGUCUUCUACGCUUGCAGUCAACAUCAGCAGAGAAGAAAACGGAGCUGAGUUUAGAUGUGAGGCCCAGCUGGACUUUGGGUCACAUGGAUCACAACCUGUUACUUCUCACACAUACACUGUUGCUGUGCACUAUGCUCCUGAGCUCAAGAACAAAACGGAAGAUGUCUAUGUGAAUGAAUAUAAUGAUGUCACCCUGAACUGUGAUGCUGAGGGGCACCCUCCUCCUCACUUUCAUUGGACAUGUGAUGGGUUAAAUAUCUUGGAGAACACAAAUAAUCUCAAAAUCACUCGAGUAAUCAGCAGCACAACCUGCAACUGCACAGCUACCAAUAAUCUGGGAAGCAUAAAUAAGCAAAUCCAUGUUCAUGUGAUACCUAGAGGUUGCCCAUUAGUAGUGACGCCUGCUGAAAUGGUGGUGAGAUUUGGAGAUCCAGCUUCAGUUAACUGCAGCACAGAUGCAGAUGUUCAACAAAUGGGCUGGGAAGCACCAGUUGGAGCCACAUCAACUCCAGGUCCUGCUGUCAUCUGGACAGUUGAAAAACUGGAAGACUGGCAGAUAAACCCUUUGUGUUUCAUUAAUCUGAAAGAUACUUACCAGUGUUCUAAGAAGCUAAACAUCACUCUUUAUAAGACUCCAGACAUUGUGUCAGUCUCUGCGUUAGAUAAUGGGCCGAUGGUGGAGGGCACAGAGUACCACUUGAAAUGUAACAUCAUCAAUGUGGCUCCCGUGCAAAAGCUCAAAGUGACGUGGUACCGUGGCAAUGAAACUGUGCACGCAGAAGUGUUUAACGAGACCAGUAAGGUCCCAGCAAAUGUGUCCUCUACCUUAAGAGUCACUCCGGUGGGAGAUUACAACGGAGAACAUUUCAUAUGCAAGGCUGAUCUACAGCUUGGACAAAAUGGACCAGAGACCGACCCUACUGUAACCUCAUCUCCUUACAUGGCUGUUGUGUACUAUGCCCCUGUGUUCAAGGAGGGAACUGACAAUAAGGAGGUGAACCUGGGUGAAAAUGUGACUAUUGACUGCAGUGCUGAGGGCAACCCUGUCCCUAAGAUCCUUUUGAACUACAGCUCUGCAGUGAAUGUGAAAGAGACCAUCAGGGGGCGCCAGAAGGGCAUCAGCAUCACAGGAGCCACGUCAACCAAUGCUGGUGUUUACAGCUGUGAUGCCAUCAAUGAAGUUGGGAGAGUGACAAGAUAUGUCACGCUGACGAUGAAAGGUAAAACCAGUCCAGUCUCCUCACCAACCAUUUGGUGGUUGCUAAUUAUAUUGAUCGCCGUCCUCAUCCUCAUCAUCCUGAUCAGUGUCCACAGCUACAGCAAAAAACAUGGACAAUAUAGUUUUGUCCCUGACAAAGCCAAUGAUGGUUCAGAAAUCCCAAUGACUCCUCAGUCUAACGGGGUGCAAGCUUAGGGUAUAUAUUACUUGCUGCAUGGGUAAGAUUAAUGUCAUUUGUCUUCUUGCAUGACAAGAAUGACCUGUAAAUAUUGUAUUUACAUUUUAACUUUGGUAUGGUAUGAUUCUAGGUUUACACCAAUGAAGACCAAUGUCAAAAUGAAUAAUUAGGAGAAGUCUUGUUUACCAAGUAGUGCUACAGGUGUAUUAUAACAUGCAUUUUUCUUUGUGGGACAUUCAAUUCUAACCUAGGUUUUUUUUUAAAUUCUUAAUAAAGUUACACAAUAGCCUA
Sander lucioperca (pikeperch) is the source of this 3201-nucleotide messenger RNA. It is a transcript of the gene icam5, whose product is annotated as intercellular adhesion molecule 5. The transcript is spliced from 11 exons. The coding region runs from base 183 to 2927 and encodes 914 amino acids. The record is from RefSeq and is a predicted model, not a curated record. Gene Ontology annotation, biological process: cell-cell adhesion. Gene Ontology annotation, cellular component: membrane. Gene Ontology annotation, molecular function: integrin binding. Lineage: Eukaryota; Metazoa; Chordata; Actinopteri; Perciformes; Percidae.